Sardina pilchardus (European sardine) is the source of this 2667-nucleotide messenger RNA. Its product is annotated as transmembrane protein 132C. The coding region runs from base 1 to 2478 and encodes 825 amino acids. The transcript has 9 exons. The record is from RefSeq and is a predicted model, not a curated record. NCBI's taxonomy places the organism in Eukaryota, Metazoa, Chordata, Actinopteri, Clupeiformes, Clupeidae.
AUGCAAUACGCGGCGGGCCGCUAUUUGACGGUGGCCCGCGGAAGGCCCUCGAGCGCCUCUGUGAGUCGCACCUCAUCGGGUGUGCUGUUCCGUGCCGUCCCCGCCACGCUUGGGAAGCUCCGAGCAUCAAGGGCCCUGUAUGGGGAAGGAAUCACUUUCGUCGUGCUGAAGCCUAGCAACCUGGCCUCCUGGGAGAUCAAACAGGAAGUGGUGCCAGGAAGCUCGUCCGUGUCCAUGUUCUGCCAGCGCAAGGCCAGCUCGCUGGGACAGAGGCUCGAGGGGUCCUUCUACGAGGUCAUGUCCGUGGACUUUGAGAUUGACAACUUUAUCAACCUGAAGUCCACCCAGACUAUCCGAUGGCAAAUUGAGUAUCCGGCCGUGGGCCUGCAGGCAGAGGUCCUCUCCCAUAUCUACAUCAGCCAAAGGGACAUUCGGGGCAUAGUGCCUCUGGCAGAGGACACAGAGAUCCUCAACACUGCCAUUCUGACUGGCCAGCGCGUCUCCGUCCCGGUGAAGCUGGUGACGGUGGAGCAGGACGGCACCGUGAGGGAGGUGGACGGCAUGGUGGGCUGCGCGUCCACCGAUGAAGACGUGGUGAAGGUGUCCCCCGGCUGUGAUUCGGUGCUGGUGAACGGGAAGGAGAUGCGUGGGCGCCAGUCGCUGAUGGUCAACUUCACCUACCUGUACCUGAGCACGCAGCUGGAGCUGACCGUGUGGGUGCCGCGCCUGCCCCUGCAGAUCGACGUCUCCGACACCGAGCUGAGCCAGGUCAAGGGCUGGAGGGUGCCCAUCCUCUCCAACAAGAGGCCGACGCGCGACAGCGAGGAUGACGAGGACGACGAGCGGAGAGGAAGGGGCUGCACGCUGCAGUACCAGUACGCCCUGGUGCGGGUGCUCACCCACUUCGUGGCCGAGCCGGCGGACCCGGGCGGGGAGCUGGUGUACAUGCUGGGCGCCGACUGGCAGGCGGACAUCACGGAGAUGGUGCAGGACUACCUCAAGGUGGAGGACCCGCGCAUCGCCCGCCUCAUCGACGGACGCGUGCUCAUGGGCAGAGACCUGGGCAUCACCACCAUCCAGGUAAUCUCACCGCUCUCAGACUCCAUCUUGGCCGAGAAGACAGUCACGGUCUUGGACGACAAGGUGACCAUCUCAGAUCUGGGCGUCCAGCUGGUGGCCUCCCUCAGCCUCUCCCUGCUGCCCAGCCCUGCGGACAGCCGCGCCAUCUACGUCACCACCACUGCACAAGACCUCCUCCACACACCCAAACAGGAAGCCGUCAUCAGCGCCUGGAUCCAGUACAGCGAUGGCUCCGUGACGCCCCUCAACAUCUACGACCCGCGGGACUUCACCUUGACCGCCACCUCCCUGGACGAGGCCGUGGUCUCCACCUACCAGGAGUCCCCGCAGAAGUGGCCCGUGGUGCAGGCCGAGGGCGAGGGCCAGGGGGCCCUGGUCAAGGUGGAGAUGGUCAUCUCCGAGACGUGCCAGAAGUCCAAGCGCAAGAGCGUGCUGGCCAUGGGCGUGGGCAACGUGCGGGUUAAGUUCGGCCAGAACGACGUGGAGCAGAGAGGCGGAGGAGGAGGUGGUGGAGGAGGAGGCGGGCAGGACGAGGGCGAGGGCGGCCUGGACAACAGCACCAGCGAGCAGAGGCAGAAGGGCCAGGGCUCCGAGGGCAAGACGGGCUCCGACACCACGGCCAAGACGGCCGUCACCAAGAAGUCGGCCGGCGCCAAGCAAGGGGGCAGCGGCGGCGGUGGCGGUCAGUCCCCCGUGGACUACACCAGCUUCCCCGCCCAGGUGGAGCUCCCGGGGGGCGCGGAGAACGACCUGACCCAGAGCCCGCGCGGCCUCUCCGACCUGGAGAUCGGCAUGUACGCGCUGCUGGGCGUCUUCUGCCUGGCCAUCCUGGUCUUCCUCAUCAACUGCGUGAGCUUCGCCUUCAAGUACCGCCACAAGCAGCUGCCCGUGCUGGAGCAGGGCAACAUGAACCACGCGCACGACUGGGUGUGGCUGGGCAACGAGGCCGACCUCAUGGACCACCACCACCACCACCACCACGCCAACCACCACGGGCCCCUGCCCCACAACGACGAGUGCACCACCGCCAUCGACCGCAGCGACAGCUGCGAGGAGAGCAAGUACCUGCUCAACGGCAGCGGGACCCUCAAGAGCGGCGCGUCGGCCCACGGCCAGACGCUGCCGCGGACUCUCUCCGAGCCGCGCGGCGCCGGACCGUGCGUGGGCAAGGACCAGUCGGGCAAGGCCGAGCCGCUCAACAACUCCCCCCGGGCGUCCAAGGGCAAGCGGGUCAAAUUCACCUCCUACGCCACCGUGCUGCCCGACGAGGGCGGGCCCUACACCAACUCCAUCCUGGUGGGGAACGACGACGACAUCAAGUGGGUGUGCCAAGACAUGGACUUGGGCCAGUCGGCCGAGAUCAGAACCUACAUGGAGAGGCUACAAGACAAUCUGUGAGAAACACACACAACGGUUUUGGGGGUGGGGGAACUGGACUCGACAUAAAUCUCACCUGUAAUGCCUUUGCGGUUGCUGUUACUUUCGGCGAAGGACUUUGACGAGGCGACGUCAAGUCGUUUUGGAAUGCAAUGCAAGUGACAUUCAUUGAUUGAUAAUGACAAUGACUAUGACAGGGUGAGGGGCGAA